CUUGAAACAUGUGGCCGCCGCCUUGGCCGUGCCAUUGUUCGCACAAGGACUUUUGUGUAAUUGUACGUAUCAUCAACGAGGAGAGAGUGCCUGGUAGUAUAUAGCAUGCUGCUUCGCCCGCCCUCAUCCUUGAUUCAACAGCCUGAACCACAACAUUCGUUGACAGCUGUCUGUGUUCCUUUCGCUCGUCCUUCUUUCAAUAACUUCUUCAUUCAACCAACACUCCUUUUCUUUCGGCCUUGAAGGUCUUGAUCUCACCUGUCCAGCUUGACGUUGUGGCUCAACUACGAUACCCCUGAUCUUGACGACCUCUAUCUUUGAUUCUACGCCUAUAUAUCACCCUUCAUAUCUCACAUCAUGAAGUCCGUCAUUACAAUUCUUGGCCUGGCCUCUGUGUCUAGUGCCCAUACUCUUUUCACAACUUUCUUCGUAGAUGGAGAAAAUCAAGGCGACGGUACUUGCGUUCGCAUGCCUAAGGACGGCGCAACAUCAAAUGCACCCAUCUACCCACUGACUGGCGAUGACAUGGCCUGCGGUCGUGAUGGCGAGGUCCCUGUCCCAUUCAUCUGCCCAGCCGCAGGUGGCUCCACGCUCACCUUCGAGUUUCGUGAAUCGCCCAACGCCGCGAAGCCUGGGUCGAUUGACGAAUCCCACCAGGGGCCUUGCUCAGUUUACCUGAAAAAAGUAGACGACAUGUUCUCUGACUCUGCGGCCGGCGAUGGCUGGUUCAAGAUCUGGGAGGACGGCUACGAUGCUGAUACGGGCAAGUGGUGUGUCGACACACUCAUCGAGAACAAUGGCCUCUUGUCCGUCAACCUGCCCACUGGCCUCCCGAGCGGCUACUACCUCGCCCGUCCCGAGCUGCUGGCUCUGCACCAGGCGUAUAGAGGGGACCCCCAGUUCUACCAGUCCUGCGCACAGAUAUUCAUCGAGAACGGGCCGGAGACAGAGCUCGCCAUCCCAAGCGAGUACGCGGUCAGCAUCCCGGGAUAUAUCGAGGCAGAUCAUCCCGGCUUGACGUUCAACCUGUACUCGGGUCCGCCGACGGAUUACAAGAUCCCCGGGCCACCCGUGUACAUUCCCGUCUCGUCGUCCUCUGGCAAGACACAGAUUCAGUCCGAGGGAGCCAUCCCGGACAGCUGCAUCCUGAAGAACGGCAACUGGUGCGCCAAACCGGUGCCCACCUCCAGCGACGUUGAGAGCUGCUGGGACAGCGUGGAUGAUUGCUGGACGCAGAGCGAGCAGUGCUGGGACUCGGCCCCCGUGUCCGGUGGCGCCGGCUGCGAAGUCUGGGCCGACUACUGCACGAGUCUUGGCGCGGCAUGCAAGGCGGGCGACUACAACGGUCCAGCCAAGUUCACCGGCAAGGAAGUCUUUGCGCCCGUGCCGGGUGCGAUACCCGACUCCUAUGGCAACGUAUUUGAGAAGACCAAGGUCAAUACUGGUAAUGGCAAAGUGGUCGAGGACGAGGAUAAGGAGACCACACCCAGUGAGACGGGGGAUGUCGAGGAGCCAGCCGUGUCCGAGCCCGUGCUGGAGCCUGUCCCUGAGCCCGAACAACCCGAGCCUGAACAACCUGAGCUGGUCGUCUCCAAGGACGGGCGCUGUGGUGGCGAGACUGGCCAAACCUGUGUAGGCAGCUCCUUUGGCGACUGCUGCUCCAAGAAGGGACGCUGUGGACGAAAGACCAGGCACUGCACUUGCGGAUGCCAGAGUGACUUUGGCGAGUGUCGUCAGUACUAGGCUACGGAGUGCUUGUUCCGGUCGGCCGUGCAAGGUCAGAUAUCUGGCCCAUUUGAAUUCUUGUAUAUGAGGAACGGUACUUUAGGGCUUGGCGUACGCAUACAAGCCGGGAUUUUGCAGGCAUAUUUCGGUAGAUGUAUCCUGCGGCCGACAGCCUGCCUCCAUCUAUUUCUUGUGCACUUAUGCACUUCUACUGGAAUUAGUGGACAAUUGAGAAUUGAAGCCGG
Molecule: messenger RNA, 1970 nt
Organism: Emericellopsis atlantica
Lineage: Eukaryota; Fungi; Ascomycota; Sordariomycetes; Hypocreales; Bionectriaceae
Product: glycosyl hydrolase family 61-domain-containing protein
Exons: 2
Coding region: 358-1743 (461 amino acids)
Molecular function (GO): chitin binding
Source: RefSeq, a predicted model, not a curated record